Messenger RNA from Halichondria panicea, 1365 nucleotides. Its product is annotated as sodium/bile acid cotransporter 7-B-like. The record is from RefSeq and is a predicted model, not a curated record. The transcript is spliced from 10 exons. Lineage: Eukaryota; Metazoa; Porifera; Demospongiae; Suberitida; Halichondriidae. Gene Ontology annotation, cellular component: plasma membrane. Bases 140 to 1243 code for a protein of 367 amino acids.
GAGGUCUCUUGAAAUAAUUAUAUCUUGAAGACCACGCCUUCUACCUAGUGGUAGAAAGGCGUGGCCUCCAUUGCAGUCAGCUGAAAUACAGAAUACAGCUAGCUAGCUAGCUCUAGCUCUGUACACACAGUACUCUACUAUGAACGUCUCUGGAUUCUUGUCCGAGGUUCUGAAAAGAUGGUUUAUUCUGGGGAUUGUCACAGCCAUAGUCCUAGCCAAGCUGCACCCCCUCAUAGGAGUAAAAGGAGGACCCCUGCAUCCUGAGUACACUGUCAAGUACUUUGCUGUGUCUGUGAUUUUCUUCAACAGCGGCCUAUCGCUCAAGACGGAGGAGUUGACAAGAGCAUUGGGGCAAGUCAGGCUUCACAUCUUUAUACAGUCCUUCACUCUCGUCUUCAUCCCCAUUGCCAUGACGAUACUUGUUAAACUGCUUGCUCUAACAGAUUUCAUCGAUAAACCAUUCCUUAACGGUCUCCAUGUGGUUGGAUGCAUGCCCCCUCCUGUGUCAUCAGCUGUCAUCCUCACCAAGGCUGUGGGGGGUAACGACGCUGCAGCUGUCUUCAACUCGGCCUUUGGAAGCUUCCUGGUAAGCCCAACACAUUGUAUCUGUUCUGCUGUAUAUAGUCAACUCUUGACAUUGCAGGGGAUAUUUGUCACCCCUCUCCUGUUACUCUACCUGGUUGGCACUACAGCCAGUGUUCCAUUUGUGUCUGUGUUUGCUCAGCUCUCCAUCACAGUACUGGUCCCCCUCUUCCUUGGUCAGAUUGUACGUCGGGUGAUGAAGGCGUGGCUGGAAGAGAAAUCCCCUCCAUUUGGCACUAUCAGCAGUUGCAUCCUCCUCUUCAUCAUCUAUACCACCUUCUGUGACACUUUCAACAGUUCUGACUCAGACAUUGCUGUGAGCAGUGUAGUGAAGGUCAUUGUACUAGUGUUCAGCUGCCAGUGUGUGUUCCUGUGCAUCACUUAUCUCACCACCUCUCUGCUUGGUGUGUUCACCCGCUCUGAUAUUGUGGCCAUGCUGUUCUGCUCAACACACAAGUCUCUCACACUAGGCAUUCCAAUGUUGAAGAUAGUGUUUGAAGGCUCCACAAUGUUGAGUUCCCUCACUCUCCCUCUGCUUAUCUACCAUCCAAUACAGAUACUGUUGGGUAGUGCUCUAGUGCCCUGGCUGCAAGGCUGGCUCAGACCUGACACACCCACUUCUCCCCCAAGAUCAUCUCCAGUGGAAUCACUACCAACUUAGUGGACGUACUGUCAGAGAUUAUGUUUCAUGCUUGUUUAAAUGAUAAUUUUUAUAUUAGUACAAUAUUGCUCCUGUGAUACAUUUAAGAACAAUCAUGAAAUGGUUUCAAUUAAUGUCAUUAA